Brassica napus (rape) is the source of this 840-nucleotide messenger RNA. RefSeq lists its product as uncharacterized. NCBI's taxonomy places the organism in Eukaryota, Viridiplantae, Streptophyta, Magnoliopsida, Brassicales, Brassicaceae. The coding region runs from base 266 to 637 and encodes 123 amino acids. The transcript has a single exon. The record is from RefSeq and is a predicted model, not a curated record.
UAAAGACAAAAGAAGAAGCAUAUAUAAAAGAAACCAACCGUUUCACUCCCGCCUUCACAGCUGUCUUUAAUGAUUAGCCAGCUUGACCAAUGAUCCUCUCACAUCACUGUCACGGUAUUCUAAAUAACGGUCCAGUGAAAGAUCCCAUCCCUAACGGUCGAUUCGCCACGUGGAGUAAUCUCACUCGGUUUUGUUUAUAUAUAGAGCUGAUCGUUUACUUGCUAACCAAAACUCUCAAAGAUAACAACGACACUCUCUGUUUCUCAUGGCUACAGAUCAAGAAAACCUACUCUCAGAUGAUUACCAAGAAACGGCGGCGUUUUGCGGGUGUAGGUAUCUCUGUAACUUCUGGUGGAGAAGAAGAGGAGACGGUGGCUGGAGCGGUAAUCUGCGGGAAGAAAAAGGAGAAAGUUGGUGGAGCAGGAAACUUAAGGGGCCAAAAGAGAUUUCUGAGAAAAUUGCGGGGCCAAAGUGGAAAAACUUUAUAAGAAGUUUUAGCAAUGGGAGGAAGAAGAUGAAGAGGGAUGUGGACUUCACGUACGAUCUCAAAAACUAUAGUCUUAAUUUUGACGACGGAGGCGGCGAAGAUUCUUCACCUGAGAGGUUUAUAGCUGCUCCAGCUGUUAUAAAAGUUUGAUAUUUUUUGUAUUAUUUUUUUAAUUGAUCGUGUUUGUUAUAAAUGUUAAUACCAAACAUAUACAAAGAGGUUAUAAAAUAAUUUAGGCGUUACUUGUUGUUCAAUCGCCACUCCAAGUUAGAUUAUGUCUACUAUUUUCUACUUGUAACCCUUUUCACACCAAACAAAGCUUUUCUACAUUUGUUAGAAGAUCAUUCAUGUAA